Molecule: messenger RNA, 951 nt
Organism: Colletotrichum siamense
Lineage: Eukaryota; Fungi; Ascomycota; Sordariomycetes; Glomerellales; Glomerellaceae
Exons: 2
Coding region: 1-951 (316 amino acids)
Source: RefSeq, a predicted model, not a curated record
AUGACCAUUGCGAUGGCGAUCUCCGUUGCUGGCGAGGCAGUAAUUAUUCCUCAAGUUCACUACGGCGCAGGCCGCCAUAGCGGAGACGUGGAGGAGGCAAUCUUCACGGUCGGGGUCAAACUCAACUUUGUCUCUCAACUGCUGUAUUUGACUGGUAUUUGCAUGGUCAAAAUAGCUGUUGGCUGCUCACUGCUACGAAUCGCCGCGAAGAAAAUUUACAAACACACAAUUGCAAGCAUCAUGACAUUCAUGACUCUAUAUACGGCCGUUUGUUUCAUAACUCUACUUGCUCAAUGCACCGACAUUCGAUUCAUGUGGGAUAAAUCGGUCGACUCUACCUGCUGGUCCAUCGAGGUUCUGCAAGGGCUGAGCUACGCCAACGUCACGCUCAACAUUCUCACCGACCUCCUGUUUGCUACGAUACCGAUACCAAUGCUCUGGGGCCUCAACGUGCACCGCAGGGCUCGCAUAUCCCUCGUUGCCGUUCUCGGUCUUGGUGUCUUUGCCUGCGCAGCUGCCUGUGUUAAGUCUGUCUACAUCGUCAACUAUGGCAAGCUUGGCGAUGUCCUUUGGGACUCGAGGAAUAUCACGAUAUGGACCGUGGCCGAGAUGAACGUUGGAAUCAUUGCCGGUAGCCUUGCUACUCUUCGACCGAUAUUUAAGCGUUUUCUGGGCAGCAUGUACGGAAAAGGUUCAAAGUCACCUUCAGGCGCUGGAUAUUAUGCUCGUAGAGAGUUACGCAGUGAGACUUGGAAGGCUUUGAGCAGUAGCGAGGAGGCAAUCAAUGCCUCCGAGGGCCAUGAGCUUGGGAGAAUAACACAUACUGCGAUGGCGGUGAAAGAAGGGGUGGAGGGGCACAGAGUGGUCAAUGAUGAGUCAAGGAACAGUGGUGGCGGGAUCACCAAGACGACAGUCACAAAGGUGACAUUCUCAGACGUCGACAAAGUCUAG